Messenger RNA from Plasmodium gallinaceum, 1194 nucleotides. Its product is annotated as conserved Plasmodium protein, unknown function. The record is from RefSeq and is a predicted model, not a curated record. The coding region runs from base 1 to 1194 and encodes 397 amino acids. The transcript has a single exon. NCBI's taxonomy places the organism in Eukaryota, Apicomplexa, Aconoidasida, Haemosporida, Plasmodiidae.
AUGAUAAAAAUUUAUAAAGAAUAUUUUAAUGGAAGAUAUUAUUUUAGUAAUAUAUUUUCAUAUAUAAUAUUAUAUUUACAUAAUAAAGAAAACUUCUUUAAGAAAAGAACAAAUAAAAACAAAUUAUGUGAUAAUUAUAAAAAAUCUUUUAGCUUAAAAAAGAAAGUUAUAAAUGAUAAAAAAAAAAAAAAUAUCGUAAUUCAUUUCCCCUCAGAAGAAAUUAGUCAUUUUUACUUUCAUUAUUUUGUAUAUAUUUUAAUACCAAAACUUAAUUUGAGUGAAUAUGAUAAAAAAAAGAUUAUUGAUAACAUAUAUUUAAUUAAUAAUAAAAUUGAUGAAAAUGUUAAAACAUACAUUUUUAAUAAAGUAAAUCAAAGUAAUUGUAAUAUAAUCUUUUGUAACAAAUUAUUACCAAAAGAAAAAUAUAAUUAUUCUGGUACACUUCUAAUGUUUUUAGAGAAUAAAUAUUUUCUAGAUUUUUUCUUAAAAUUACACAAGAAAAAAAAAAAAAAAAAAAAACAUCUAUUUUUAAAAAGGAAAGAAAAAAAUUUUAACAGAAUAAAUAAUAAUUUUUAUAAUUUAAAAAAAAAUAGAGAAGAUACUAUAUGUAAUUAUUUGUAUAUGUUUUAUUUGUUAAAUUACAAUUUUAAAAAACAAAUUAUAAUAAAAAGAAAUAAAAACUUAGAAUUACUAACAAAAUAUAAUCAAAAAAUUAAAGAAAUAAAUAAUAACAUACAAUGGUUUAAUCAUUAUUCUUUUUAUAAAUUUUAUUAUAAUGCAUAUAUAAGUUUUCUCAAUUAUAGAAUGCUUAUUUUUCAGAGUCUAAUGGAAAAUGUUAUGAAAAAAAAAAAAAAAAAUGCACUGUAUAUUUUUUUAAAAUAUAAAAAUCUUACAUUAAAUUCAAAUAUAUUUUUUGAUUUCAUUAAUAAACAAAUAUUAUAUGUUAACUUUAAUGAUGCUGCUACUUUAUAUAUUAAAUUUUUACAAUUAUUUGAAAAAAUUGCCUUAUUUUCAAAUAUAAAGAAUUACUCUAAUUAUAACAUAAGUAAUAUUAAUGAAAAAAGAAAAUAUAAUAAAAAUAUUUUAAUAAAAGAAAUUAAAAAAAAUAUGAACAUACAUAUAUGGAAUAAUUACGAAAAUGAGAACUUUCAUUCCAACUUAAAUAAAAUUAAAUUAUAUAGAUUUUACAAUUAG